Aedes albopictus (Asian tiger mosquito) is the source of this 27924-nucleotide messenger RNA. RefSeq names its product acetylcholinesterase. Gene Ontology annotation, biological process: acetylcholine catabolic process in synaptic cleft; choline metabolic process. Gene Ontology annotation, cellular component: plasma membrane. Lineage: Eukaryota; Metazoa; Arthropoda; Insecta; Diptera; Culicidae. Bases 622 to 2529 code for a protein of 635 amino acids. Gene Ontology annotation, molecular function: acetylcholinesterase activity. The record is from RefSeq and is a predicted model, not a curated record. The transcript has 11 exons.
UUCACCUCAGUUUCGUUUGAGCCGUUGCAUGAUUAACAUAUCAACUCCACAUAUCAUUUUUGCGUGUGUGUAUUCUCAAUAAAAUUGUGCAGUUUUACACAAGUUUUAAGCUAAGAUAUUUGAUCAAAUCGAGUGGUUUUUGGGUAUAGAAGUGAAGUAAUUCAAUCCAUUUUCCGGAAAAUAUUGCAGGCAAAGAAAAAAGCAUCGAUCGUAUCCAGUAUCAGUAAGUGAAGCCAAAGGCCAGUCAGAAGAGCGUUUAGAGAAGCAGUGCAUGUUUGUUGGUGUUGCUAAGAAGCAUUUUUGAGGAAGUCGAAGAAAUCGAAUAGAAAGUCAUUAGGUUUUCUCUUUUAAGUGCACUAUGUGUUGAUAGUAUCGUGGAUUUGAUUGUGAAAUCGUUACGUUGUUAGAGAAACACAGUUUGAUUCGUCGUUACCUUUUAUUUUGGAAUUCGUUUUUAAGUGAGUUGCGGUGUUCCUGCCAUCCAAAUGGUGCCAUACAAUGGAAGAAUGUAAGCUGUUGUAAACGGCUCUAAUAGUGAAAAAUAGGAAAAAGGAAUUAGGUUUCCACUGUGAAUUCAUAGAUUGAGUGAGUGUUUCAGCAACACAUAAAUAAUUUAAAAAAAUGUCGACCGUAGUUCGGUUGUGGUGCAAUAUGAUUUCUCUACUGCUGUGCAUAACUGUGAUAAGCCCCGCAUAUGGAAUCUUUGACCGGCUGGUGGUUCAAACGAGCAGUGGCCCCAUCCGGGGUCGUUCAACAAUGGUGCUAGGCCGCGAAGUGCAUGUGUUCAAUGGAGUCCCUUUUGCAAAACCGCCGGUCGAUGGUCUGCGCUUCCGUAAGCCCGUUCCCGCUGAACCGUGGCACGGGGUUUUGGAUGCUACGCGAUUACCGCCAUCGUGCAUUCAGGAAAGGUAUGAAUAUUUUCCCGGCUUCGCAGGCGAAGAGAUGUGGAAUCCAAAUACCAACGUGUCAGAGGAUUGCCUGUAUCUGAAUAUCUGGGUGCCGACCAAAACCCGAUUACGCCACGGUCGCGGCCUAAAUUUUGGAAACAACGACUACUUUCAGGACGAUGAUGACUUCCAGCGCCAGCACCAGUCCAAAGGUGGCCUCGGCAUGCUAGUGUGGAUCUACGGUGGUGGCUUCAUGAGUGGUACAUCGACUCUGGACGUGUACAACGCCGAAAUGUUGGCAGCGGUUGGAAAUGUAAUCGUGGCAUCCAUGCAGUACCGGGUGGGAGCCUUCGGGUUCUUCUAUCUGGCACCCUAUCUGAACGACGAUGAUGCACCGGGAAACGUUGGACUGUGGGAUCAAGCGCUGGCCAUACGGUGGCUGAAAGAAAAUGCCAAAGCCUUCGGAGGCGACCCAGACCUAAUAACGCUGUUCGGCGAAUCGGCUGGCGGCAGUUCGGUGAGUUUACACCUCCUGUCGCCGGUCACGCGGGGCCUCUCGCGAAGGGGCAUCCUGCAAUCCGGUACGCUGAACGCACCGUGGAGCCACAUGUCUGCCGAGAAGGCUCUCUCGGUUGCCGAGGCACUAAUCGAUGACUGUAACUGCAAUGUGACAUAUUUAAAGGACAAUCCAAGUUAUGUAAUGAAUUGUAUGAGGAACGUGGACGCCAAAACCAUAUCGGUGCAGCAGUGGAAUUCGUAUUCGGGUAUCUUGGGAUUCCCAUCGGCGCCUACGAUCGACGGUGUGUUUAUGACCGCCGAUCCGAUGACAAUGCUUCGAGAGGCGAAUCUGGAAGGAGUGGAUAUACUGGUUGGCAGCAAUAGGGAUGAAGGCACAUACUUUCUGUUGUACGAUUUCAUCGAUUAUUUCGAGAAAGAUGCAGCGACGUCGUUACCGAGAGAUAAGUUCUUGGAAAUAAUGAACACCAUCUUCAGCAAAGCGUCUGAGCCGGAGCGCGAAGCGAUUAUAUUCCAGUACACCGGCUGGGAGAGCGGCAACGAUGGCUAUCAAAACCAGCAGCAGGUGGGCCGUAGCGUAGGAGAUCAUUUCUUCAUCUGCCCCACUAACGAGUUUGCCCUUGGUCUGGCCGAACGAGGCGCCUCCGUUUACUAUUACUACUUUACCCACCGUACGAGUACAUCGCUGUGGGGUGAAUGGAUGGGCGUGCUGCAUGGCGAUGAAGUAGAAUACAUCUUCGGACAACCCAUGAACCUAUCGAUGCAGUACCGGCAAAGGGAACGAGAUCUCAGUAGGCGUAUGGUGCUUUCCGUUAGCGAAUUUGCACGAUCUGGAAAUCCAGCCCUAGAAGGAGAGCAUUGGCCAGUUUACACGAAGGAGAAUCCGAUCUACUUUAUUUUCAACGCCGAAGGUGAGGACGACCUACGCGGUGAAAAGUACGGACGAGGUCCAAUGGCGACGGCAUGCGCUUUCUGGAACGAUUUCCUACCCCGGCUAAGAGCUUGGUCAGUUCCUCCCAAGUCGUCGUGCAACAUAUUGGAACAGAUAUCGGUGGCCUCGAUCCUGUAUGUCGAUAUCAAAAUCGUAACCGUGCUUAUGGUGUUCAUUCUCGUAAGAUUGUUCUAAAUUCGUUUCCUGCAUUUACCCUGUCCCACCCCACCUUAAUCUUAUGAAGAAGCGAACAAGUUAAACGAUAUCUAUAAAAAUAGAUACACACCUAGGUGCAGGACAAAUUGGAGCUUUACAUGUAGCUACUCCCAACCACCAUUAGAGGACAUUACUACAGAGCUAAGUAAAAACGUGUUCCGUGUGUUACCGGUAUAAGAGAAUAGGAACAAUCAAUUUCCAGUCAGUCGACAGAUGUGUGGAUUUGCGAAUGCGGAUGAGAGUUUAGGAAUGCGAAAAUUGCGUUGCGGAAGUUUAGUGCAAGCAGACGAUACUCUGGAUAGAAUCGAUAGUACUCGAUACGAUUGAAUGCAAGAAAUGAGCUUGAUUGGUGAGGCGCUGGCGCUUUUUACACCAUCAUUUUGUUGAGACACACACACACACUAACACACAUACACACACGCACGCUUAAAUUUAACAAUGCCCACGUGGACCAGAUUGUUUCUGGUACAUUUCGUAGAAUGAUUGAGGAUCGGAUUGUCUUCGAACGGAUAGGGUUAAAGCUAGUUCAAAGUGUUUUACACGAAAAUUGCUUCCAAACGUGAUUAAUAUGGGAAAUGGUCACCCUAGCAAACGUCAUUCGAUCAAAUGUCAUUAAACGGAAUGUUCUAGAACCGGGCAAAAUGGAGAUCAACACUGUAAUAUCAAACGAAACAUAACCUGCAAAUAAUGAAGUGUAUGACAAGGGAGAUUGAAAUCAAUUUUAUACGAGCAUGAGAAAACCAUUAGCUAUUAGUGAUUGGGCUUAGAAAAGAAAAAAAUACUUGUUGGAUGUGCUGUUAAUUUACUUGCUUCAUGUGAACUUUAUCUUUUCGUUUUAACAAAUCCGACAUUGUUAACCCACGGUCGGAAGCGUUUUAUUUUCAAGUUGGCAACACAGUAGUAGAGCUGAUAAAAGAUAACUGUUUCGAUGUUUUAGAUGUUGAAUUGUUCCAGAAAAAAUAUGAAAACACACCUUAUUACUAGACAUACAAAUAUCAAUGCACAUAUCAGUGGUUCAAAGCCUGCAGUAAAAUUAUGUAUAUUGAACGAAAAUUUGAUAAAAAAAAACAAGUGAUUCAAAAAGAAUGUAUCUUUAUGAUAUGAAACAACUAAUGAUUCUGUGUCUCAUGACUGAACUUUAUUUGACUAAGUUGGCUGACGUGCAACAGUUUGGUUCGCAUUGUAGAAUAGUAGUGAUAUUCAAGUUAAGUUAUGAAAUAUAUACAUCAGUGAAGAGCAAAAUAUAUAGUAUGUAAAAUAAUCAAAUUUUACAAAAGACCUACAUCUUAAAGCAUUCCAUUUAAUCCUUUAAAGUGCAAAUUAUGAGGGAACGUUAUUUGCCCUAAACAAAACAGAAACAUAUCACUAAAAUCUAGAGGAAAACCAAGUGGAAGCAAACACAAUGACUGCACGCUUUUUUGUGUGUCGUAAAAGUUACGAAGAAAUCAAACCUAAGUAUUAACAAUAAUGGAAUAUAUAAUUACAAGAAUACACUUUUUAAGCGCCAUAACCCACCCUCCUUUUUAUAAAUAUACCGUUUUAUACACAAAAAAUUUGAUAAACAAAAGCCACAAAACUGAUUUUACUGUCCUUCCACCAAACUUGUUAAGGCAACUUACCUAGAGAGUCGAAACCAUAUUGAAAUCUAAACAAGAAUACCCAUACCUAACUAAUAAGUGUUAGUAGAGACACCGUUUAGCAAGUAGGCUCUACUGUAGAAGAGCAUAUCCAAAGUGCAUUUGUUGUAAGUCGUGCACAUCUCCCAGAAAGAGAAACAAAGAAAGAAAGAAAAAACAUGAAAAACUUAUGAUAAUAUUGGCAGGUUCUAGAUAAGCUAGCGUAUUUUAGACACCAUAACAACCAACACACAGUCAGAGGAUCUCUCAACGUUAGUUGCAAUUGAAGUGGUUUUGUCUGUCGAUGAAUCUUGUUUCUUUAGUAUUUUUUGUCGUUUUGUCAUAGGUGGAUUUUGGAAUCGGCUUGCACACUUGAUCUGACUGCUUAGAAAUGUAUUCGUUUAUGAUCUCCGGAAAGUGUUCGCUGCUCUUAGUACAAUUGAAUAUCAAAUUGAUUUGUAAUACUUCUGCGGCAUGUACAAACGAGCGUUUUUGUCUACCUAGUCACAUGAUUUAAUCUACAGAUUUAUCUUAAUGUCCCCUUGUGCCCAACUUUGUAGCGGUCACAUUAGAGUAUGCCGUUGUGUUUCCGUGCUCCAAACUGCGCUGAACUAGUCUGGCAACGCCGAUGCUGAAGCACAACGUGAAAAUAAGCACUAAUCGACCAUUGCAUCACCCAUCAACACCAUUUUAUCAUUAGUAAUCCGUCGAUAUCACACACAAGAAGCAAGCUCUACAAGUGUUGGAAAUGUGCCACAUCACGACUAUACGCAACACGGUCAAUCAUGGGCUACUAUUUACUUACUUUCAGUCCUUAGCACCCAUGGUGGAGCAGAGGGCCGAGAUCUUUCACUCCAUCCUGGGCAAUUGCCAGCCACCGUCUUGAGCUGUGGCCAGGUCAAAUUUCUGUCGACUUCUUUUAUUUCCUAGUUGAGGCUGCGCCGCCAUGAGCCUCUGGGUCUGCCUCUGCUGCGAUGUCCUGCUGGGUUUCUAUCUAGCGCUUGUUUGCAGAUGUCGUUCCCGCCUCUGCGUAGUGUGUGGCCAACCCACCUUCACUUUCGCUCCCGAAUUUCUGUCGCUGAUGACAUCGACGAUGGAGCUCCACGUUGGAGAUCCAAUUGUGAGGCCACCAUGCACGAAUCAUAUACCACAGGCAUCUAUUGAUGAAGACCUGCCGCCGAGGAGCGAUCGGCAAGAUCAUCGAGCUUGGUCUGCAUAUCAGAGUGCCGUUGAGCUAGGAGAGCAACGUCAUCAGCCAAUUCGAAAUUAUUUAGGUGCUCCAUGGUAAUGGGCUGCCACAGCAACCCACGAUUCGGUUCACGAUCAAUCGCACCUACCAGGAUCUCGUCAAAAACGAUGAGGAACAGUAGAGGUGAUAGUGUACAUCCUUGCCUCACUCAAGCAACGACCCGGAUGGGAUCGGACAAGACAUCGUUGUGCAGCACGAAUAUGCCCUACACUGUGCUUCAAUGAGGCCGAUGAUUUUCUCAGGGACACCCUUGCGCUUGUUUCGUGAUUGAGACGGUCGAAAGCUUUUUCGUAAUCAUUGAACACCAGGUAGAGAGAUUCUUAGAAUUCAUUGAUGUGCUCCAGAAUGAUAGGUGAAUAAUUUAUGCAGCAGCUGUGCGGAUACCAGCUCCAGGGGACAGUUGUCGAGCGUGGUGUUGAUGGUGUCGCCGAUAUUUGAAAAAGGCUUCCAAAGUGCUCGAACCAGCGUAUUAGCUGGUCAACCGGGUCGAUCAAUAACUGUCCAGGUGCGUCUUUCACGGGCAUCCUAGCAUUCAUCUUAGUCCUAUUAAGGUGACGUGAGACAUCGCAGAGGACACGAAUGUCACCGGUAAUUGCGGCUUCCUCGCCUUCGUCGGCUAGGGGACCCACCCACGCUCUUUUGUCCUGCCUACAUGAGCGCUUCACUUCCUUCUCGAGAGCCAAAUAGCGCUGGUGGGCUGUGGAUCUGGCUCCUCGUGUUUUCGCUCGCUCUAUCGUGUCUUUGACUUUCCUUCACUCCUCUAUCUUCCUCCAGAUAUCAUCUGUGAUCCACUGCUUUCUCCGGGUGCGUCGCGUAGCUCACCCAAAUAUCCUUGAUAUCUUGAUUGGCGCCCUUGAGGGUCGCCUAUGCAGAUUCUGAUGUCGCUUCUUGGAACUUUGUAUUAUUGCGAUUCUUUAGUUAACCUGCUCGGGAGGUUGAUUUGCCGCUCUGCAGCAAUAAAGCGCCCCAAGUAAAGUGGUCGAAUUGGUGAUUCGGCAGAUUCAGGAUCGACGUUCGUUAAGCGAGUUACUCUUCCGCUUUUUGGUGGUGGAAUUCAGCGGAUUCUAUUUUUUGACACUCGGAACAGCGCACCGUCUACACGAUGAUGGCCGUGGUUUCUUAGUAGGCUCACUAGUAGUCCCGCGUAGCUUCGUGGAGCUUCUUCCGAAAUGGUGUGAUUUGCGACCUAUCCGCUGGAACUCUCUGGUCGAGGUCGAUACGGAUACCUUGUUCUGGUCGAAGAAAGAGUGAACUUUCACACCGACUGUCUUCGGUGAUGCUUGGCCUUUUGAGCUUAAUUUCUGCAGAAGUUGGGAGGUGAAUUCUUGGAAUGCCAUUUCACAAUCUGACACCUUGUCUGGAAAUGGUGUGCACGUACCUGACGACAACUCAUCUUCCUUUUUGAGUCCUCAAAAAAAAAGCCUCGCGAAACCUAUUGCAAGCAAUCUAUAUACGAGAAAACAAAAGAUGUGUUGACAGUUCUUACACAAUCUUAACACGGGUAAUUUGAACACAAAUCACUACCACACAGGUACCGUAUGCGUGAUAAUGUUUGCACCAUCGUACAAAUAAGGUACCCAUAUCACCUGUACACACAAUGUCUUGGUUUUUAUUGCAUGUACGUAAGCUCUAACUCAUAUCUCAGUAGGUUGCGGGUAAAAAAAAUCCGAUUUCUUAAGUUUAAAAUUUGCACCAUGAAGGGGUAGCAGCGGUAGUCGGGACUUGUCCACGCGCAAAUGUUAAAAAAUACAUUUCAGGAGUGUUCAGGAGAACCGUAAAACAGUCUUAGACCAAAAAAAAGCAAGGGCAACUAUUCCCGAAGGUGUCCACUGGUUGUCCAAGGUUAACAUGGAUUAAGAAAGCUAUCGCUGCCACCAAAAAUAAGAUUUGGGUGAAUUAUAUGCGCUCAAUGAGAAAAAUGGCAAAGAAACGCGAAAUCAGCGACUUAAUGGCAUGGCAUAUCGAAAAGGAAAAUUACGGUGGCCUUUAUGAUCCUUCGACCAUAGAAAAAAAAACUUACAUUAUUACCAAUGGCAUCCAGGAGCUUCGAGUAGCGCCAUAUAAGAAAGUCUUGAAUUUGCCCGAACGCAACCUCCGUUUUUUUUCGAUUUCCGAAAAACUAUCGAUCCGUACCAAAUUCCAGAAUCAAUAGUUAUUAUAACUUUUGUUUGAGUGCCAAUGUCUACACCAUUAUGCAAUGUCAAAAUAAAAAAUAAAUUCAAAAAUUGUUAAUCUUGACUUUGACACUACCGCGGAUACUUUUCGACAUUUGCGCGUGGACAAAUCACGAGCUAGGUUGCCACUUAGUCAUUAUGCAAGUGUAAAACUAAGAAAAUCAACACUUUUUAUUCACAGCCUGCUAGGAUAUGAGUAAUAGCUUAAAUGCCUGCAAAUAAAACCAAUACAUUGUCUUCACAAGUCAAACUGGAAUUUUAUUUGACGAUGGUGCAAACAUUAUCACGCAUACGGUAUUUGGAUUGGUUACUGUGUAGCCUCUCAAUGCGAUCCUUUUGCUCAUUAUGCAAAUGGAGUGACGUGACCCAGCUCAACUUGCAUUUUGAGGUGAGAUAUCUCGACUUGUAUGAGGUGACUCUUCCUUUUAUUUUCAUUUAAAGCGUGUCGCAUCAUCGAGUCAAGAUUUCUCUCCUCGAUAUUUGAGUCGAGCUGCGUCACAUCACUCCACUCGUAGAAUGAGCACAUCUAAUCGUAUGCUCCAACGUGGAAGCCAAAAUGUGGACCAGCUACAAGAUGGAAACGUCUAGGAACUUCUGCUCCAGAUGUUUCAAGCUCUCGAUAUGGCGGGUGCACUCAUCGUGAGACCAUUGAAGCUCAUUGCAGAAUCAAGAAGUAAUUUACUGGAUUUCAAAAAGGAUUAAUAUCAAGGGCUAAAAGGUGAUUAUUGUCGAGAAAUUAUCAUAUUUCGGAGAUCAUAAACUAUUUUUCGGUUUUCACUUUUUCUGAUGUCUAAUAUCUAAUUUAUGAUUGUUUUUCUUAAAAAAGCAACAGAAUUAAAUAGUGCUUUCAUAAAGUCACAUCUCUUGUUUCAAAAUUAGAAAACAAUACCAUGAAGAACGGUUUUGUAAUCAAAACAAUACAAAUCUAAGGAGUUUCAACGUAAAUCUGUAUGAAAAGAGUAGCCAAAAGCUUGCCUAUAACCACUUGUUGUAGUAAAACUCAAAUAAAAAAAACGCUUUACCUUGAUUCGCCCUAUUUGAACACCUAAAUGUAUAAGGAAUACACACACAAAAAUAACACAGUAGAACAAGCCGAGCCUUUCACUUGAUAGCAGUUUUUCUAAUUGAUUUACCUAGCAUACUUAGAGAACCUUUUGUAAGCACGUUGUAUACAACAUUGAACGCAAGAAAAACGUCGAAAAACAAGAAACCUUAUCGGUAAGUUCGCACAUUCAGCCCACAAACACACGUCGUACACACCUAACCAUCUUUAAGAGAGCAUGUUUUGAUAAGUCCAUAUUUUCAAACCGUGAUUAAGAUUAAUGCAAACAAACACGAUCAAUUGCAACGUGGAUAGUGUAAAAUUGAAACAAACAAAAAAAGUAUAGAAAAAUAAUACACACACAUACAUAUUAGUAAUCUAGUGCAUGUGUACCUAGAUGAUCAGCUGGUCUGAUAAUACAAAGUAGAACUACGACAGAGGAGCGCUAAACGAACUCAAUGUACGUGGGAAUGGUUUUCUAUGUUUUGGCUGUUAGAGAAGCUUUGCAGUGGAUUGCUUAAACGUAGAAUAACAAUGAAAAACACCCGCAUCCAGGCAUAUGACCAUCAUCCGUAUUGAAUGUAGUUCUGUUUUUUUUUGUUCGGGUUACGUUCGGUUAGAUUGUUUGAGUAAGAGGAUAGUCGAGGAAGGCAUUGCAGCUGUUUUAAACGCUCUUUAAACAUCCUUGCUGUAUAUUAGCAGUAAAAAGCGAAAAUCAAGAGGUUUGUUUGUCGACGGAGGCCAAUGCUACACAGAGGAAAGCCAAAACGAUUACAGGUAUAACGGUUCAAAUUUACAAUGCAUAUGGAUUUUGAGACAGAGGGUACAGAGAAAAGAAUAUUUUACAUACGUGAGUUGGAUAAUUUGUUAGCCUAGAAAAAAAACUUCGUUAAAAAGACUUUUAUUUACAUGGAUACAUUCGUUAGACACAGUCGUUUGAAGAUAUUUUACAAUACAAACAGGCAUUAGUUGUUGUUGUUGCUGUUUCCAAAGCCGGUGUAGAAAGCGAUUGAACGAGUUUGUAUUAGUAGAGUGUAGGAGAUUUGAAUUAGAAACCAAUAGUUAUGUAUGCACGAAGCGAAUUUGUUCUUGCCUCUGGCUGACAAUCGGCAGAGAAUAAGUGGAAUUGACAAAGCUUUGCUCCAUGCUAGAUGAUUGAAGUUUGGGGGUGCCUUUUUCAGUAAUAGAGUUGGUUUUGCAAAUAUUUAAGUUGGACUUUCCAGUCCACCUUAUUAAAAGAUCUCGAUAUACCACAAAGCAUAGAUGUAGUGUGCAAACAGCUACUUUUAUCAUGAAUACUAUCCAUUAGCUUUUACUACUUGCUCCCUCAUUUAUCUUACUCAUUGCAUACUAUUUAUUCAAAGUUGCACCUAUUUUCCUUCUUGCAUGCUCACCGUUCCUCAAGAUUACCUAUUCGAAUACUUCAAGCUCUUCAACAUCUGCCUAGCGUAAUGGUCGGUACCUAAUUGUCAGCUUCCCUAUUGACCUCGGGAAACAGGAAAGGGUAUCUACUUUCGCGUGCUCCGCAAUAAGGCCCUAUCAGCAUAGACACAGAAGGACUUACCAAUGUGGAGCCUGCACUUACCCUGAACCAUCCCAAAAUACCCUUUUUCGGGUUCAACAUGUGUAGUCGGCGCCGUGCCCUGGGCAGUUGCACUAGACUAGACGCAUCUCCAUUCUACACACAACCUCCACUGUAGCUUCGAGACUGGGCGACUGCCGAACUAUCGGCAUUUCAAUCAACAUAACCUCUAUAGUACAAGAUUGUUCAGAGUUGAGUCACUACUACCUGUGGCCAGCAUAUAGUUCUACUCUUCAAGAAAGCCUCAGUCAUACCUGGCCACAGGCCUUGAUUACGAUCUUGGGCGUAAUCGAUCCGCUUAUCCAGGCUUUCCACAUCCUCAUCUUUUUUAUUCUUCAAGCACAUAACCUAAUUUACAGCUCUUUUGUCCACUAGUGCACUGCGUGGUGAGCGAUUCCAAUUGGCGGCUGCACUUACGCUUUGUACAGCGCCUAAAUGUAUUCUAUUCUAAUUCUACUAUAUCGAAGUGGUUGCCUUUGCGCUGCUGACACUUUUCUACCCUGUCCAUGGUAGAAUGAUGGGCACGAGGAUGUUGAUGUGUGGCUCUUGUUCCUUAUCCCAGUCCGAUUGGGGGUCCAUUAUGAGUUGCCGUUAGUCGAUAUCCAAGUUACCGGGUCCGUUAGAGCAUAUGCUCAGAAGAGGGUCAGGUGUCGGGGGGAAGAGCAUCUGACGAAAAAAUGCAAGUGCCGAGGCUAGGAUCGAACCCAUGACCAUGCAUGAAGUGAACGUAGCCACUACGCUACGGGCCCCGGAGAGGGAACUCAUCUUCACGCUGAAAAAUAGCAGCGACAAAUCGGUCGGACCCGACAACAGUGGCCAUUUCAUGCUUUGACAUCUACCCGCGUCCACCAAGCUACCCUUUUUGGAGGUGAUCAAUUGAAUGCGAUCCCCAAAAAAGUACCGACCGAGUUGUGCGAGAAAGGUCACAGAAAGAAUGAUCAACCGAUGACUCAGGAAAAAGGCUCAAAAACGAUUAUUUUGCGUCACUGUAUAGUAGAUACACAAGGUUUAUUGCGGAGAACAGCACGCGAACUUUGCGUUCCUCGAUAUUGUUAAUGCCUUCAUCAGAAUCGGGACUCUCUUGGCAGACUCAGGCAGCUCGUAGAGUAGGGCUUUAGUGAGAGCAUAACGGGCUUCCAUCAGUAGCUUACAAAUACGGGAUUGCAAGAACAACCCGAGGAAACCGGGGCCCCGCAAAGAUCCGUCCUAUUGAUCACCUUCUUCCUGAUCACUAUAAAUUGUAGGUUUCGUGGCUGUGCGGCAUCAGUCGUCUAUCAGGUAUCAGAAGGCCGGCUCCAGAGGCACGUUAUCCUCCAUUUGGGACAUUUGUGCCAUCGCCAUACAUAUAAGCCUAUUUCAUCAUUUACCUGAGGGACAAGGGAUGGAAUGGGAUUAGGAAAGGGAAAGGUGAUGAAAUAGGAAGGGGUACCCUAGAAGAGGGAAUGAACGCAUAAGCGCAAUGAGAGCUCAUAGCCCAUACCACAAUGGGUUUAUGCAGUGCCCUGAAAAGGACACUGUAAAACGCAUAAGCGUAAAGAGAGCCUAUAGCUCAUUGGAGGUAGCUUGUGACGUCAUGCGACUUUCAAUAUGACAUUGAAAGGCACGCCAUCGAAAGCAUCCUCAAUAUUCAAGAAAUUACCGCAAAACCUACGUUUGAGCGAGUACUUUCUUGAAAACAUAUACAACUUUGUGUAAAAGAGUCACUGUGGACAUAUCAAAUUGGGAGGCAUGUGAGUUCACAUGAGUAGGCAUGUCAGCCUAGACGAACAUCACAGAUGUGAUAAUCGACAAUGCGUUUCAAGCAUUUCAGAAAGAACGAGGUAACCAGAUAAAUCUGAAACUCAUUCCAUCUUUAUACAACGCACGCACCCUUUCGGGAUAAAACUACAGAGUAAUUUCACGCCAUGAAAAUACCCCAUAGAAAACUACAAGAGUUCAAAACAUGUUUGAAAUACUCAAAUCCCUUUGCAGAAAAAUAGGACAAAACCCCAUUUCCUCCUGAAGAUUUGAAUUAAGCAGAGCUUUUAAGGGUACACUAAGUCGAUUAUACAGCUAUAAUUCUCAAGCGGAAGCUAGAGAUUCAUAACUAUACAAAAGAAUGGGUUAUCCGAAGAUAUUUUGAACUUGAACAGAUCAGAGUUCCAUUCAGAAAUACCUCUUGCAGUCCGCACAGACCGCAGAGGACAAGCUUCUUUCAAAGCAAUAGUUAUAUUCCACAAUGGAGGGCGUUGUAGGUACAAAACCACAAUGAAACUCUCUUGGAGUAGCAAUGGAAGCAAGUUAUCCACAAAAUGUAGUCGCAAUCAAUUAGUACAGGUUUCCUAGUUCGUUGAGCAGGGACGCCUGAAUACGCAAAUUUUGCGAAGGAACACUCAAAAGUGCAAAGAAGGUCAAAUGGAGACUCCUCAUUUGACACAUGCCAAUCAGUCAACUCAUGACAAAUUCUGCUCAUGCAGAGAUUGAUUAGGUGCAAUUCUAUGUUAAGUUAUCCAUGAACUGUACUACCUAAGUAAUCCAUCAAACUGAAGCAUCUCAAAUUAAUGUUUGAGCUACUUCACAUGAUGUAAUCAUCGUAGCAGUACUGCCAAAUGUCAACGAAAAAAUGCUGAAUACAAGAGCUUGCUUAAAGGCAUCCAUAAGGAAAGGUUGAAACAUACUGUUAACGUUAUUCUAAGAUAUAGCAUGCUCGAGCCACGACACUUAAUUUAUAAUGAAAGAAGCAAAACUGGGUUCACAAGGUAACCUAUACAGAAGUUACCCUACGAAAAUGAACUUUUUGAAGUAGAGCCACUUGGGCCACGCACGCUUUUUACGCUGAAAAUUGAUCUGAGGUUUGUAGCCGUAGCCACUACCCAAACUAGACUGGAUUACACUCUUCACAAUCACAGCACCAAAAGAAAACGUCAACGACAAACCAAAUCGGUGUCAAUUGAAAAACGCCAACGGCGAAAACGCAUUAAGCGAACCCAUAUAGGUAGUAAUGUAAGCUAAUUUACAACAUUUGAAUAAUCCAGCCCUUAUUUAGUCUCAAAUUUGAGACUUAAGAAGGGCAACUGAUUAUCUCGGAGAAACGCAAGGUCCACUGCACUAUUGCUCCGGUUAGCGCAGUAUGCCUCGGAGUGUGGGUACAAUUCCCGCUCUAGUCGGAACGGAAAAUUCUUCAGUGGGCUAAUGGGUUUUAUCUAUGUUAUCCAUUUUCUCGUGUUUGUAAUGUUCAGUCUGUACAGUCUCUGGUUAAAGAACCUUUUCCAGCAACUCAAGAGGUGUUCUUCUAUCCGAACAUUCAAAUGUGUUAAGACGUUAUUCGUUGAACCGUUAACAUGUUAACUGUGUUUUAUGAACGCACUGAUUGCGCGACUACCCACAAGCAUGUAUGUUUUGAUCUACCCGGAUGACAUUUUGCUUGUCUCAAUAGUCAACACUCUUUGACAAGUCCGUAUGAAGGCACAAAUGACUGUCAACGCGGGGUCGCAAAAUGGAUGGACUCCGAGGACUUUAUCCCAUCGGUAGUCAAAAACGUAUACGCUUGCCGGUUCAGAGGUCAUCAAUGUACUGGGGGUCUCGAACGACCGAAACUUAAAGCUCAGGGAACACUUCCUUAACGUGAAAGAAAGUUAAUGAACCCACAAGAACUUCAGCAGACAACCAAGACUUUGUCCAAGACAAAGUGUGUGCGUGAAGCUACAUUCAGUUUAUGAUAUGAUCUUGGCCCUGUAGCUAUUGCCAUAGAACGCGUUUUAUGAAAAGGAGCUGUCGUCAACAGCUUGAUCGAUGUGGAAAUGGCAUUUGGAGUCAUCUUGUUUGUUGUUUGUUGUGGAGCUCUCUGUUUCGAAAAAAAAUGUAGAAUUCGAUUUCUCCUGUUUCACUAUCGGCGUGCGUUAAAAUUUUUGGUGCGAUAAAAGUAAAGGUUUUCGUGACUGCAAAGUUUGUGUUUUUCUUCUAGCAAAGUUCGUAGUCUGCAAAACAAAUUAGCAUAGUUAUAUGAGUUUUGUCGAGGAAGAGAAAUAGAUAAGAAAAAAUGUUGUUUGUUACGGUCGGCUUAACCCUUUGGAGCCGAGGGGGUUAAUGCGACCCCGGCGAUUGAAUCGAGCAUAAGAAACGUAUUCGAGACGCGCUAGCAAAACAAUCCGGCUCCAAAGGGUUAAGUAGAGAUUUACAGUAUGUGACCCUGCCCAACGGCUAUCAGGUAUCAGUAGGUCGGCUUCAGAGGCACGUUCUCCUCCAUUUGGGAAAUUUGUGCUCAACGGCUAACUCCUGCCGCCAGCAUCUGGCAAUCUAGUCAUUCCAUUCCAUCUCCCUUUUCCUCGUUCGAUGAGUCCUUUGCCGCCUAUCCGAAUCAAAAGCUCUUCGGCUUUUGGAAGUCUAGUCUUCGUUGGUUUUCGGUCGGGUGUAGCGGAUGGCCGGAACUUCACUUGCCUGAGUGUUCGCCAGAUCUUCGCCAAUGGCAGCAUGUGCCGUAUUUUAAAGUUAGUGUUCUUGUUUUGUGGAAAAACUACGGUUAAAUCUCGGGUUUUUGUGACGGUAAUUGAAUUUAGAUAUAAAACGCCGUACAUAUGACGCCGAAGGGUUUCAAAUGGCACCUGUGUUUCUGGAACUUACAUACAUACAUACAUUUUUUUUGUUCAACAUCACAUUUAAGACAAGACAUAAUCAACAAUAGUACGCCACAAUACUCGGUUUGUGGCUGCCGCUCUCCAUACUCGGUCACGCAAAAUGCUCGCUAGGUCACGCUCCACCUGGUCCGCUCAUCGUGCUCUCUGCGAUCCACGCCUUCUUGUGUCAACCGGAUCAGUAGCAAACACCUGCUUUGCAGGGUUGUUAUCUGACAUCCUUGCAACAUGCCCUGCCCACCGUAUACUUCCGGCUUUGGUCACGUGCUGGAUGCUGGGUUCGCCGUAAAGGGCAGCGAGCUCGUGGUUCAUCCUUCUCCGCCACACACCGUUCUCCUUCAUACUGCCGAAGAUCGUCCUUAGCACGCGUCGCUCCGAGUGCUUGCAGGUCUUCCUGGAACAUGGUCCAUGUCUCGUGUCCGUAGAGUUCCACCGGUCUUACUACUGUUUGAUACAUGGUGCAUUUGGUGCGUGGAUGAAUCUUUUUAGACCGCAGCUUUUUCUGGAACCCGUAGUAGGCCCGACUUCCGCUGAUGAUGUGCCUUCGAAUUUCACGACUCACUAAUGUGAUUUCCUCCACUACCUUGAAGGUAUGCCUGUCUAUCGUAACAUUACUAGCCUGACGGAUCCGGUCGCGUUCGUUUCCGCCUACCAGCAUGUACUUUGUUUUUGAGACAUUCACCACUAGUCCAACCUUUGCUGCUUCGCGUUUCAGGCGGGUGUACAGCUCUGCCACCGUUCCAAAUGUUCUGGCAAUAAUGUCCAUGUCGUCCGCAAAGCAUACCAAUUGACCGGAUUUGAAGAAAAUCGUUCCCCGGCUGUCGAGUCCGGUUCGUCGCAUCACACCUUCCAGAGCGAUGUUGAAGAGUAGGCAUGAGAGUCCAUCACCUUAUCGCAGUCCCUGGCGAGAUACGAAUGCACUGAAUAGUUCACCCAAAAUUCGUACGCAGUUUUACACACCGUCCAUCGUUGCUUUUAUCAGUUCAGUCAGCUUCCCAGGAAAGCCGCUUUCGUCUUUGAUUCUCCAUAGCUCUGCGUGGUUGAUACUGUCGUAUGCCACUCGAUUAACAGGUGAUGCGUUGGGACCUGGUAUUCACGACAUUUCUAGAAGAUUUGCCGUACGGUGAACAUUUGGUCCGUUGUCGACCGGCCGUCAAUGAAACCGGCUUGAUAACUUCCCACGAACUCGUUUGCUUAAGGUGACAGACGACGAAAGAUGAUCAGGGAUAGCACUUUAUGGGCAGCAUUCAGAAUAGUGAUCGCUCUGAAGUUCUCACAUUCCAAAUGAUCGCCUUUCUUGUGAAUGGGGCAGAUUACAGUGAGGAUUCGCUCGUUGGGUCACGACUGCGCCCCGAUUAGCGAAUCGUGUUCGUUCGUUGGGGCAACUGACAACUGAUCAAAAUGCUGUAAACACACGCAAGUGACGAAAAAUAUGUCACGAAACACUCACAUACUUGCACAAACGUUCUGUAUAUAGGAGCUGCGAUGCGACGGCGGUCAGACGUCAAACUCUUUUUGACAUCGAUUUUGACAUUGACAGUGCUUUUUAGUUUGGCUUUGCCCCAACCAGUGAACAUUCAACUAUCGAGACAACCCAUCUAACGAGCCGCCAACGAACGAAUCGGGACUGUACCUCUUCUUUCAACUCCUCCGGUAGCUGUGCGGUUUCCCAGAUCCUAACUAUCAACCGGUGCAGAAAGGUGGCCAACUUUUCUGGGCCCAUAUUGCUGAGUUCAGCCGCGAUACCAUCCUUACUAGCUGCUUUGCUGAUUUUGAGCUGGUUUUGGGAUCCUUUAGUCCACCUCACGUCCGUCCGUCAAGAGGCCUCCGUCCUUAUCCCUGGUACGAAGCCGUUGUGGAAUGCGUUAAGCUUCUCGUAGAACUUCCGUGUUUCUUGGGAACGGCACAGCAGUUCCAUUUCUUCGUAAUCCGCUUCUUCCAGGCGGCGCUUUUUCUCCCGAAAGAGGCGGGUCUGCUGUUUCCGCUUCUAUUUGUAACGUCCCACGUUCUGUCGGGUCGCUUGCUGCAGCAUUACCGCCCGAGCUGCGUUCUUCUCCUCCAAAACCGUCCUGCACUCUUCGUCGAACUAUUCGUACUGUCAAUUCCGUUCCAUGUACCCGAUGGUGCUCUCGGCUGCGUCGUUGAUGGCUGCUCUCACUGUACUCCAGCAGCCCUCUAACGGGACCUCAUCGAGCUCGCCCUCGUCUGGCAAUGCGGCCUCGAGAUUCUGCGCGUAUGCUGAGGCGACAUCCGAUUGCUUCAGUCGCUCUAGGUUGUACCGUGGCGGUCGCCGGUAUCGUACAUUGUUAAUAACGGAGAGUUUUGGGCGCAGUAUGACCAUCACUAGGUAGAGGUCGGAGUCGAUGUUGGCGCCACGAUGGGUCUUGACGUCGAUAAUGACGGAGAAGUGCCGUCCAUCGAUCAGAACGUGAUCGACUUGCGAUUCCAUCUGCUGUGGUGAUCUCCAGGUGUAACGAUAAGGGAGACUGUGUUGGAAAAAGUUUCUACGAAUGGCCAUAUGUUUGGAGGCGACGAAAUCAAUGAGUCGUAGGCCGUUUCGUUCGUCUUCUGGUGAGCGCUGAACUUUCCAAUCGUCGGUCUGAGUUAUUCCUACAGGCCUCCCUGAUCGUUUAGAUCCCCUAUGAUGAUCUUGACGUCUUGGUUUGAGCAGCGGUCGUACUCGCGUUCGAGCUGCGCGUAAAAUGCGUCCUUGUCGUCAUCAGUGCUCCUGGAAAAUACACUAUUACUUAAUCCUCGCUUCAAUUGGAUGAGCAGUGAGUGUUGGGAAAUACUUGGCAAAUGGCCAAUCAAUCCAGGAUCCAUCCUACUAAUGGCUGAUAUCAUCAUGCUUUCACGCAGUGUCCUCUAGUAAGUGAUGUUGCAGGGUAUUUACUGCGUCCUCUCUGGGUGACGGGAAAUACUGAGUGGAGUUACAGUUUAUGCUACAUCAGUGUUUUACUACAGUUCAAUUCCAGCUGCAGUAUACGUUCGCUCGGUGCAUACGCUUUAACUGCAAUGGUUUUUAACUGCAAGUUCACUAAGUGCAACAAUUUUGCAAUUAUCGCAUCGCUAUCUAUCAAAAUCAAACUGGUAUUUGAGAUGCGAUUUUUUUCGGAUGCAUAAGAGCUGCAAUGCGAUGUUUUUGAGUACAUUUUGGCUUCAUCCGAGAUUAAUUAACAGCCGUUAACAGUUAUAAAAUUAAAUUCGUUUAAAAAUUUCUCUUAUCGAAUGUCAACUUACUAAUCGAAGCCAACUAAACAGUCAAAUCUACUCACUUACCAUUAAUUUUAUUCUGGGCAGGGAUCCCCUAAAAUCAAUCAUUAAAGGCAUGCAGUUGAGUGGAACGUUUUGGAAUGAAUGAAUGAAACAAUCAAAAUAUAUAAAACAAACUUUAACUAAACCAACUGCAUUGAUCACAACAACUCGAUAGUACACACUGCAAAAUUUAACUGCAAAUCAGCUACUCAAGGUGAAACGAAAUAAAAGGUUAGAAACUUCAGCAAACUUAUGUCAAUUCUAUGUAAUAGAGUAGUAAGUCACAAUAAACAAUAAAUAGCGAAUAGUGAAUCUCACACACACAUAGAACUCACUCACAUACUUUUAGAGAAGAUAUUUUGUAUGACGAUAACAAGUACUGGCGCUUUUUAGAAUACUCCUUUUAUUGACGAACAUGUAUCUGUCGGAAUGGCGACCACUACCUUAGGCUGCAACUGCAAGAUUAGCUUAGUGUUGGUAAAAAUGAGUUUGUAAAACCAUGAAUUGAACAAGUGUAAUUGUGAUGCAUUAUGAUGAGUCGUAAGUAGAAUAUCGUAUAACAAUGGAACAAAACAAAAAUAUGUCGUUUUAACCCUGUGACAGCAGACUCUGUAUAAUCAGCAAGCACUUAUAAUAACCGAGCACUGUACCAGUGGUAUCCGAUUCCAAAUUGAAAUCUCCCUGGGUGGGUGGAAAGACAAACACACACUCACUCACGCACGGGAAUUUCACUGUGGUGCAAAUAUUUAGGCGAAUAAAAGCUAUAUGGGACAGUAGAUCGUACUCACUAUUUAACGAAUAAGCUACAAAGAAAAAAAAAAGGUUUUGAAUAACAACCGUACAUAUAGAUCAAUAAGCCUGUUAAUGUGCUUUAUUCUCGGUAAAUUGGAAAUGCAUAAAAUGUUGAAAAAAAAAAACAGAAAACCACUAGCUACUAGUAUAAUGGAUACAAAUUUAUUUCGAAUGUUAGGAACUAAAUAAGAAUGUAAGAAACACACAUAAAAAAACAAUGAUGCUUAUGACAACUUUUACAAAACACCUUAUAGGCUAUCCUUUUAGAGACUAGUGACUUAUGGAAAUUAUAUCGUACGAAUGGCUAACACUUGUAAACCGGGGAGUAGACCGAAAAUGGCACGUCUCGUACCAUUUUGGAAGUGCUUAGCGCGAGAUUGGAAGUUGCCAAACCAAACCUUCGAUUGUCCAUGGAUUAUUGUGUUUUAUUUUAAGAGGGGAAUGGCAGUGCGAGUAGAGGAUGUUUUAGGAAACCGUUUGCGUUAGAUGUGUGUAUUCUAUGCUCAAUACGUCUCAAAGUGUCGAUGAUAUUUUUGUUCCUUUCUGUUUAGUUUUCUGUUUUGGAAAUCAACGUUUACAGGCCAUGCUGUAGGACAAGUGCAGAGGUAGAGAGAAAUAUGUGUUCAAUCAAAUAGUAAAACCGUAAACGGGGGCACGUUUUGUGAGCAGCAGUUGAGUUUGAUUAAAUUGUGCUUUAAUAGUUUGACAGGAUUUUGUUUAAAAAUUAUAUGAUUUUUGUUUUAUUUUUUUUUUAUUUAAUUUUUUCAAUGUUUAACUUAUUCCUGUAACUCUAAUCCGUUUCUUCAUCGCUGUGGUUUUAACCCUCCCCUUUUUAAGAUUAGAUAGGAGCGUGUUACACCUACAUAGUAAUGGCAAAUGUCCGGCCGAAUGUCAUCUGGUCAAAUAGGUCAUUUGGCCGAAAGCCGAUUGACCGAAUGAGGAUUAAAAUAAGUCAAUUUUUAACAUUCUGGAUUUAUGAUCAUCAGAAAUAGUUUCUUAAUUUAACGGAAGACUAUUCUUUCUAGUUUUACCAUUCCGGUAUUAGUAGGCGAGAACUGCCAAUAUUUUAUCAUUUUUUUUUUCUUUUUUUUACCAUAGACUGUUCUUUCAAGUGAUACUAAUGUGGAGAACAAUGGCUGAUAACUCAAGCUUAUUAUUCAUUUUUCGGCUUAACGUGGUUCGGCCAAUUGGCGUUCGGCAUUAUCGUGCAUUGAAUGAGCAUCAAAAAAUUGGGUCCCUGAAAAAUGACCUUUUUUCAUUUUUAAGAAUUGCGCUAAAAUGGAGUCGAUUUUUUUCUUGAAAAUAAUUUUUUACCUAUAUUAUGAGCAGUCUGGGAAAGAAUAUAUUUGCGCUAAAAUAUUUCAAAAAAUCAAAAAAAAAAUCCAUUUUUUCCGCAAUUUCAAUUUUUUAAGAGGUGUCCAAAAUUUCAAGAUCAUGCGUUUAAACUUUGAGAUUGAUGUCCAUGUAAAAUAAUUAUUUUUACUAAAGCAAAAGUGCCAUUCCUUUUUCUAAGGAUUUAUAUAGUACCUCCAAAAAUAAAAUUAUUUAUAACUCGAAUAAAUUAUUUUUUAGGAUGUUUUGAACAUAUAUAGUUAAUUUCCGAUACACUCCUUAAGUAGAAACACUCUUUUUCUCUUGCCGUCGGACCAUCUUCGACCACUGUCGACAAAUCUGUUGACAGCCUGUCGUAAAUACUUACACAUAUCGGUGGCAACCGACGAGGCGCCUCGUAGUCUCUACGAGUAAUCCCUCGAUAAUGUAGACUCCAGCAAAUCUUCUGUCCAUCUGUGGUUGAAAGUUAAAGCCCUCAACGGCAAACGUACUGCUGUCUGUAUCAUUGACUUGGAUAGUGCCAACACCAGCGUCAAUCUCUAUGAUUUGUUUUGAAUUACUUGUUGUUUCGGUCGGCUUUAUUUGGCUUUUAUCAAGAGUAAGUCAGUCUACCAUAUUUAUCUGUUCAUAUUUACAUGCAUUAGUUCUGUUGGUUGGUUGAAGUUACUCGAAGUGAUGAAGCAUGCUUUUAGGCGUCGCACGUGUGACCGAGUGUUCUGACUCCUUGCGCAAUCGCUUCCCAAAUGCCAACUGAUCGAAGUACGAGGUCAACAAUUCGCGAUGGGUAUCGAUUUACCCUGAACCCGUUGGCCCUGUGACAAUCCUCUCCACACUUCCAGCAGUUUGCUCUUAUUGGGACUUAAAAACUCGCACGACUUGUGGUUUUACUCAAAACACCCGAAGCACACCUCUGUGAGCUAGAAGCUAGACCUGGUAGACACGCAGGAAAGUCUUAAGGGCGGACGGGACGGUCGAGGAAAUAUCCGCAUUGCUCUGUUGCUACUAAGAUGGUAAUCUCAGAUUCUACUUCAUAUAAUGGAACAAAAAUCUAUCAUUGUGUAUGCUCACUUGCAGUGCAUAUGCUGAUUGUUUUUCAGCCUCAUCUGUGCGAUAGAAAUCGAGAUUACCAUCUUCAAAAUCGCGAGGCAAAUUGUUAGAAAGAGAGGGAAGAUAGGAAAAAUAACACAGCGUCCCGAUUCACCUUAAGCUGGGUCUCUAUAAAGCAACAAAUCUGAUCUGUGAUAUGGAAGGUUCCUAAUCGGUGUAAAACAAUAAUGGAAGCAAUGGAAGUGUUCUAUAUAUUUUACAUCUCCGGGUCUGUUUUCUGGAGUUCUGGAACAAUAGUUCGAUGGUACAGAUUCAUUGACUUCAAAAUUUUAGUUGUAAGCUUGUGUAACAUUAACAUGGUUUACCGUACAAUUUGUAAGGACUGUUCAAUUUAUAAAACGGACAACUUGCUUGUGCGAUAUCUUUUUUAUUUUUCAAUAAAAUCAUUAUCAGUUUUUUUUUUGCAUAACUUUCUAUAGCUAUUCUCAAAUGUAGGAAAAAUAUAACAUUAAGCAAAAUGUUCUUUAUUGUGUAACUGAAGCGGUUUUCGUAAAACAUCAAUAAAAACCCAUUUCUCAAAAUUCGACAUAACUUUCCACAUACUUAAUAUGCACAUUUUCAUGAAGUUUUCAAUGUAUUGGAAUCUUAUACUAUUCUACUAAAGGUAAAGCUUAAUAGUUGGUCAUUAAUAUUGCACCAAGCAGUCUCCGGCUUAAUAUAGUGAGUUGCCUUAUUUUCAUAGAAAUUAUGCAAAAAAUGUUCAUUUAAGUCCUGUGCUGCAAUAACAUCACGGAUUCGGCUAAAAAUUUGUCCAGAGUAGUAGAAUAUUGCUCUCUGAAUAAUACGGAAGAAAAAUAUACUUAUAAUUGCUUUUUUCAUCAAAAAUUUAAUCCAUAAAGAUGACCAUAUUAAAAAAAUUCAUACUUUUUGCUCCAUUGAUGCAGAUUUUCGACUCUAGCGAAUCUUGUUAUUAUUUUUUUUUUCAGCAAAGUUGGUCCUAUGUUAUUGUACACCUUAUUUAAUAAUAAUCGGAUGCAAAGUUUUCAUUUCCAACAUUAUUGUUAUGCAAAAUUUGCAUUAGGUUGCAUUGUUAUUUGUAAGGAUCUUCAAAGAACGAAACCGUUUGAUUACUGUGUCUGCAAUAGCGCACACCAACCAAACCAGCAGAAGCAGUUUUCUGCAUUUAAAACCACAUUAUUCCCUCUUUCGACUGGAUGCAUAAAAAAAUUGAUUAUUUAAUAUUUUCAUACUCUUUUUGCUUUACAAUUGAAUUUUAUUGAAAAAAUCGAAUCUUACUUGAGACAUUAAUAUCUCAACACUGAAUUUUCCGAUUGAGCUUAAAUUUUGCCAGAAUGUUUAUUACUCAUGCUGCUGCAGCAUGGCACAUACUUUUCUGGUAUUAAAAACGAUAUACCAUGUGUGAACAGUAAUUUUAUAUAUAUUUUAAAUUUUCAGCAAUCGAAAAAUUCACCUUAUUUAACACCUGGCCGAUUUUCUAUAAAAUAAAACUAUUUUUAUUCGAUUCAAAAAUAAUCACUAUAAUGACAGAUGAUGUACUGAACAACGAAGCAAGGGUGGUUAAAUUUGAACAACGCGUCUUCUUUUUAUAGCCUUGUAAAGUUGUCCGUUUUAUAAAUUGAACAGUCCUUAGUUGCUACUUUGUGAUUGACCGUGAUGGCACCACUCCAGAAGGAAUUCUACAAGAAUUACAUCUGGGAUUUCUCCAAGAAAUCUUUCGCGGUUUCUCCACUAAUUUAUUCCAGGACUCCUCCAGGAGUUUCUUCUUGGAUCCCCAAGAAAUUCUUGAAGAUAAGAUUCUUCCGGGAAUUUAUGUAGGAUUCCCUCAGAAAUUCCAUUUGGGUUCUAACAAAAAUUUCUUCUGAUAUUCCUAAAGGGGUUUCGUCUGGGUUUCCUUUAGCUCUUGUCAGAAUUCUUCCAGGAAGUACUCCUGGAGUUCUUCCAGAGAUUAUUUCUACAAUUUUACAUGGAAUUCCUUCUGAGACCAUUUCUGGACCCUCUAGAUUCCUCCAGGAAUAGGUUCCAAGGUUUUUCCACAAAUCCACUCUAGGUUUCUCCACCUCUCCAGGUCUUCCCUCCGUGACUCCUUAGGAGGCGCCAUCUGUGAUUCCUUUUGGAGAUCUUUCAGUAGUGUUCUCUGGGAUGCUGUCUGAGAUUCAUAAAAGGUUUCAUCUGAGAUUCCUCCAGGAACUCAUUCCAGGAUUCCUUCAGCGAUUCCUUUUGGGACUUCAAGGGAUUUCUUCAGGGUUUUGUCAAGGAGUUUCUGGAAUCCUGCAGGAAUUCCAUUCGAGAUCGUUUUUUGCCCUUCUCGUUCACCAAAGUGUACUUAAAGGCUAUAUGUUCAGUUCAUUCAAAAUAGAAUUUUCGAUGAAAGACUCGGAGGCUCAAGUCACAUAUACUGAUACAUACAACUCAGUUCGACGAAUUGAGAUGAUGUCAGUAUGUGUGUAUGUUUGUAUGCCUGUGUGCAAACAAGUUCAUUCACUUUUAAAACAUUUCCCAUUUGGCCGAUUUUUUUUUUUUGAUUUUAGCACGAAUCGAACCCGAAUUUUACCCCAUUGUUUUCUAUUGAAAAUGGACCAGAUCGGUCAAGGCGUUCCGUAGUUAUGGCCAUUUUAGUCUUUCGGACUAACACCGGCGGAACUGGUCGUGUAUAAAACUGAGCCAAGCCCUAUCUUGCGACACAUAAAACUGCACCAAUUUUAGUAACCUUUAGAAUGGAUGACGAAUUUUGUGCGGAAAUCAAUACUGGAGACAAGAAAUUCCACGAUGUCAACUCAAAAUUCAAGAUAGCGGCCUAAUGUUCAAGAUGGCGGGUCAAAAUUCAUGGUGGCGGAUGUGUAAUUGGCUUUUAGGCUCUAAAGCCAUGUAAUAUGAGUGUAUUUGGUAUGGCAAAGAUGUCUGGAGAUGUCCAAGAUGGCGGGUAAAAAAUCCAAGAUGGUGUCUCAAAAUUCAAUAUGGCGGCUAUUUAACUAAAAUGAUGCACGCCCAUUUGAUUCUAAAAUUGCACCCCGCUUGCACUGGGUACGAAGAAGAUUUAGAGCGAGGUUUUUUUUUUGGUAGUGUUCUACUUUAUACAACGGCGCGCGUCCUAAAGGGUUAAUAUUUUGAAUGUAGAAGAUUUUUUUAAUUUUUCUUAUUUGUGAAUAUUUAACUAUAGAAGAUAUCUGAAGCCUGAAAAUGGCCGAAUGAAGCCGAACCAUCCAAAAUUCAAGAUGCCGGCUUCUUGAAGGAGUUUUAGGCUCGAAUACUAUGCAAUGUGCAUAUUUGGUAUGGGGAAGAUGUAUGGGUAAACUUGGUACGGGUAAGAUACUCGGAACUAAAAAAUGGCGGCAGUUUAAUGAGAGUUUAGGCUCUGAAAUCAUGCAAUAUGGGUAUAUUUGAUAUGGGAAAGAUUUUUGGUGUCCAAAAAUGAUGACAACAGUAUCCAAGAUGGCGGUUCAAAAUACAAGAUGGCUACUCAAAAUUCAAGAUGCCGUCUGUUUGAUAGAAAUUAGGGCUCAAAAAUCAAAAGUCAGAUAAGAUAUGAUUUAUGGUGCCAUGAAAUGGAUUUUUGCGGUUUAAAAUCAAAGAUGGCGCUUCUAAAUUCAAAAUGGCGACUGUUCAAAUGAGUUUUAGGCUAAAAAAUCAUUCAAUAUGAGUAUAUUUUAUAUAUGAGAAGAUUUCCGGGUUUUAAAAUUAUGACCAGAAUAAUCAAAACGGCGGUCUAAUAUUCAAGAUGACAGCAGUUGAAUGGAGUUUUAGUCUCUAAAACCAUUCAAUAUGGGUAUAUUUGGUAUGGGAAAGAUGUCUGGAGUCCAAAAAUGAUUACUAGAAUUGCUAAUAUGGCGGUCUAAAAUCCAAAAUGGUGGCUUAAAGUUCAAGAUGGUGGCUGUUGUGUAGCAGUUAAAAGGUUCAAGAAUCGAAAGCCAGAUAAACGAUAUGAUUUCUGGAGCCAUUUUUUGUGAUUUUUUGUUCAACGGUUCAGAGUGCUAUAUUCAUCUACAUGUCACAUGAGUUUUGUUGAAAUGGGUUUUCAAAGGUACGAGCAAGGCGCCAUCUUCGCUAGGUGGAUUAAUUUGGGUUUUGUAAUGUCUUCAGAAGUUUUUUUUUACUAUCCGAAAAUAUUCCAGGAAGUUUUAAGAACGUUCUUCACCGUCCAUCACAAGUUUGAUGUUCUGGAGGAAGCAAGAGGGCAACAUGAGAGCCCAUGAUUUUUUCGCUGGAUCUAACGUCGUGCUACUAUUCAAAGGUUAUCGAAAUGUUACGCAGCCAAAGCGACACUACUUUCGUACCCAAGGGCAUGAAUCUUCCCAACGCACCAAAACUUAGACACAUCGAAAAAUACUGAGCUGUUAUGAAACAGGAACCAGGAACUACAGAAGCAUCCCAAUUAUGGUCAAUUUGAGCAGGACAACAAGUGGGUUUUCGUGCAGAAGAAGCUGUAGAAUUUAUAGGAGGAAUUCCUCGGAAAAAAAUGCCCUAAUGUUGCCGAAGAAUGGCAGCUUUUUUGCCAAGGAAAGCAACCCAUUUGUACCCUAUUCAAUUUCCAACUCCAGAUAUCUCCCCCUCCCCAUCCCCACUGAUCGUAAGGGCCUGUCCAGGUGUCGAACAAAGAGUUUGUUGAAUGCCAGGUUUGUCAAGUCUCAGACAACUUUUCAGGCGCAAUAAACAUCUCUAUUGACAGCCACCCCAGGAUGUGUUCGGUCGGCUAUGCUAUGCUAUGCUAAUAGAAGAUCCUGGAAAUGUUGCUAAAUAAAUAGACUGCCUAACCUCUUGGGCAGUUACUAUACUCUCACUAUACUAUAGUCACUAUAGUUACUAUAUCUCACCGCUCUAAUUGUUCGUAGUGUCUGAGUUACAAAGGAAAUGCGCUCAAAAUAGAAGCCCUACCGAGAUGGUUCUACUUACGUAUCUGAACAAACAUGAAACUUGAAAAAUUUAUAUGAAAAGUUUCUAAGAUAUUAUUAAGCAAAUUUCCCGAAGAAAUUUCCUGAAGAAUUUUAAAAUUGAUGAUGAAAUUAUGAACAAUUUUUUCAAUAAACUUCUAAAGGACUUCUUGGAAGAAUUCCUUUCUAAAUUAUCGAGUGAAUUCCUGAAGGAACUUCCUGAAUAAUUUCUGUUUUUUUUUCUGUAUACUUUCCUUAGACAUUUCCGAAACAAUCUCUAGGAUUUUUGCCAAGGGCUGAAAGUCUCUUUAAUAAAGACAAAUCAAUCAAUCAAUCUUAGGAUUUCGUAAUAGUAAUUCUUCUUCUUUAUUAAAUAAAAAAAAUAUAACAUUUUGUUAUUACAACAUAUUAAACAAAUAUAAGAAAUUUUGGGAAUCGAUAAUAGUUUUUUUUGUUGCUUUCAAAAAGCUUUUUCUUAAUUUUCUUACGCAAAUAAGCAUUUGUAUUUUGUCAAUGACACCAUUUUACUCUGUUCUAGGUAUCGUUCAUUGUAUACUCUAGCUCUAGUAAAUCAAUAAUGUUAUGAAGUUUAUUUUUUUAAUAAGUUUUUAGAACAUUAGUUUCACAUGUACCAUUUAUAACAUACAUAUACGAUACUAAAGCUAUUAUCGCAUUGAUCUCAGCUGCUGCAAACAAAUGGUGCAACCGUAAUAAAAAGAAGCACACAAAACGCUUUAGUUGUGAACGAGCAGCCUGUGUACAUAGAAAAAAUAUAAAAGUGAUUGAAACAUUUCUGAAACGCUUACCCAACUCGAAGCGUUUGAACGGAACGGCUCAAUCGCCAUGGUAGAGAGUUUAUCACGCAAGGCAUCAUGAAAUGCAGUAUGGAAACAUACCGCUGUUCGGUGCGAAACGCCUCCUUUCGCAGCGAGACCGUGGUGACAUGUUUCUCACACCCAGAAGAGCUGUGCUACACGACGCUUGUUGCAAUAUUUCGGUCGAUGCUACAUGACACUGCCAUGUGCACAUGGUGUCUGACGACUGAGAUGUGCCAACCGUCAUCGGCUUCUUGAUAUGGGACGCAAAGCGCGCGUAACACGCAAUAAAACAUAUCUGAUGAUUGACUGUAGGCACAGCCACAAUUAUUACUAGCAGAUAUUAGACGAAAAAAAAAAUAAAAAAAUGGCCCUUUAGUUUGCACUUCUGUGUACGUCACAUCGAGUUGAAGAUAUAUAGAGACUAACAAAAUGGAAAAAGGACAAAAACAAUGUUUGUACCCAAACACAUAAAAGAGACUAGGAAACAAAUACAUAUCUACUAUAUAUUUAUACAUACGACAUAUGUAUUUUGUAGAAUAAAUUAUUAAACAAAAGUAAAAAGUACGGUAAAAGCAUGAAGAGAAUAUUUUAUAAGCAAAAAGUAAACGAAGAAAUGUAACACAGCAAAUAUAUAUAUAUUUCAACAGAAACAAAAAAACAAACCUACAAAAUGCUACACUCACAUCCACGUUUAGUGACAAAAAGCAAAGUAAAAUGUAAACAGACAACAUAUUCCAGUAACAAUACCAAAAUUGGGAAGUAUAACACAAAAUGCGAGUUUCGAACAAAGCCCACAUAUUAGGCGUGGAAGUGAAGAAGGGCCAAUGAACCCUAAAAUGUCCAUGUUGGUCUUCAGCAUAUUGUGAGCGAAAUCGCAACAAAAAAUGGCUUUUAAAAAACAAAGUGACAAAGUUUGUUACAACAUAUGAUUCACAGACUAUGGAAACCAAUAAACAAAAUAACGAGAAUAA